GCAGGAGAGAGUCUAAAGAAAAGCAAUGCGUAUAGCAACUUGUUGGGCGCUUCUUUACAGCUCACUUGAGGCAGGCGAAUAACACUCUUAGCCACAAAUUGGAGGAUUCUAAAAGGACAACUUAGAGUUGCAUAGUCAGAAUGAUGAGAUCUGGGUUUGUGCGCUUGCCCGCAAUUGUGUUCUGCUUGGCCACGAGCACAAUCGUAUCAGCGGGACUCAACAAACUAAACAACAGCUCACCUGAGACGAAUGAGAUGCUGUCUUUCGCGGAACUUGCAGCGAACACGUCAGAGAAGUUGAGCAACAUGACUUCGCCUUAUUUACUGUUGGAUUUUGACGAAGGGAUGCUGGAGGACUGGCGCUCCCUGGCUCGUGGCGACGGGAGGCGCGGCGGGGAGUCGGGCGUCAAGGCGUUGCUGGUCGCCGCCUACUCGGUCAUCAUCGUCAUCUCCUUGUUCGGAAAUACAAUGGUGUGCCACGUGAUCGUUAAAAACAAACGCACCCAGUCGGCCACCAGCGUGUUCAUCAUGAACCUUGCCGUGGCGGAUGUGUUCAUCACUGUGCUCAACACGCCUUUCACGCUGGUCCGCUUUGUAAACAGCACGUGGGUUUUUGGAAGGACCAUGUGUCACAUCAGUCGCUUUGUGCAGUACUGCUCCCUGCACGUGUCAACUCUCACGCUCACGGCUAUCGCUCUGGACCGCCGACAGGUAAUUUUACAUCCUCUACGACCUCGCAUGUCACCAAUUCAGGGCAGUGUUUGGGUGGCUGUCAUCUGGAUAAUGGCCAGCUGUUUCUCCCUUCCACAUGCUAUCUACCAGAAACUUUUCACUUUCAGGUUCAGUCAGGAAGAAGAGCGCAGCCUGUGCGUCCCGGACUUCCCCGAGCCAUCGGAUGUCUAUUGGAAGUAUAUUGACCUCCUCACCUUCAUACUCCUUUAUAUGCUGCCCCUUGUCAUCAUCACAGCGUCCUAUACCACAGUGGCCCACAGGCUGUGGCACCACAAUGCCAUUGGCGACGCCACAACGGCUCAGCACGCCACCCAUAGGAAGAAGCGGCGCCGCACGCUCGCCAUGUUGCUCGUAGUUGUGGCCGUGUUCGCCGUCUGCUGGUUCCCGCUCAACUGUUACGUGGUGCUGCUGUCCAGUCAGGCCAUCCACUCGUCCAACGUUCUUUACUUCUGCUUUCACUGGCUGGCCAUGAGCUCCACCUGCUACAACCCGUUCAUCUACUGCUGUCUUAACCCCACCUUCCGCCAGGAGUUACGUCUUCUCCUGAGCAUGUGCAGAAGGAGCCGCAGCGUGGUGGUGGAACUGGAGCUGGAGCGUCACCCCGCCACCGCGUGCCCCCCGUGCCACAGGACCGCCUGGCCUGACGACGAGUUGUCUGGGCAGAGGCAAGCUUUGCCACAGCCCAGCCACCCUUCGCUGCAGAAGAACCACAAUUUAUCAGAGGAUUCACCUCAUCUCAAGGACACGCACUCACUCUUCACUGCCAGACGGGCCCUCACAGGGAGAACUGACAUCCUCUCUGUCGAGCCCAUUGUGGCUGUGAGCUGACUAAACGUGUCGUGUCAUGGGGACAUUUUGGAUCACUUCUGCAGUUCAUUGUGUUGAUGAUGCAAAGAUGAUGCAAGAACCCCCUCACCUAUUACAUUUCUAUCAUUCAUCAUUAAUUUUGUUCUCUGGGAAAAAAGCGGCAUCAAGCCAGGUGAUGCUUUUUUGUGAAAGUUUUAAAAUGCAAACAAAAACACCUGCUGAAAAUUCAAUUACUGUCUAUUAUUGAAUUUGAUAUUUUCUUGGGGAGAAACAGUUUUUGCACAUGGAACUCAGGAACAUGGCAAGCCUCACAAAGUCUUUGGUAAGCUACGUACUGUGAAUUACUUAACAACAUACAUACACCGAUCUACAACAAUGUGAUCCUAAUCUAUUUUUAUUUAUUAUCAAAUAUGCUGCCUUUACAAACGUUUGAGCGACACUGUGAGAGAGGAAUUCCUCCAAUAUGUUCAGUAUUGUAGUAGUAGUUUGUCAUAUUGAUGCUCUCCAGCUCACAUGAUGAUGUACGGUUCUACGCUUUCUAUCCAUCUAUUUCUUUUGCGUUUUCCUCAUUAAGCACAAAAAGUCUCACAGUACAUAAUUUAAAAAAGAUGUCAAAGUGGACAUGCAGGUAAUGAUGUACUUUCUGACAUCCAGUGGAAGUACAUUUAAUUGUACUAUCUGUCACAAUAAUUCACUGCCUCAGAGAGAGAAACAAGAAUACAUUAUUUUUACAUAAAUAAUCAUUUUGGGACCAAUAAAGUGUAAUUGCAUAAUUACGCCUGGUGGUCUCUCUCCAAUACUAAUGUGCCAUGACACAAUAGUUGCAAAUCAGUGACAAGGAUCUAACAACGAUUCACACUCAGUCACACUUAUGUGCAGCUGAGUGUCUUUAUGAAUCGAGCAUGCAUGUUUUUGGAGGAUAUGUCAAAAAAAAGAAAAAA
Molecule: messenger RNA, 2479 nt
Organism: Hippocampus zosterae (dwarf seahorse)
Lineage: Eukaryota; Metazoa; Chordata; Actinopteri; Syngnathiformes; Syngnathidae
Gene: gpr83
Product: G protein-coupled receptor 83
Exons: 4
Coding region: 141-1559 (472 amino acids)
Biological process (GO): neuropeptide signaling pathway
Cellular component (GO): membrane
Molecular function (GO): neuropeptide Y receptor activity
Source: RefSeq, a predicted model, not a curated record